Dermatophagoides farinae (American house dust mite) is the source of this 1153-nucleotide messenger RNA. The record is from RefSeq and is a predicted model, not a curated record. NCBI's taxonomy places the organism in Eukaryota, Metazoa, Arthropoda, Arachnida, Sarcoptiformes, Pyroglyphidae.
CCGAAAACCAUUGGAAUGAUAUUCACGUGUUGCGUCACACGGGCGGUGCAUUUCGAAGUAUUGGAAAAUAUGACAGCCGAAUGUGUAUGUGACGCCUUUCAAAUAUUCGCGGCUCUUAGAAGAGUUCCGUCCACAGUAUAUUCAGAUAAUGGAACGAACUUUAAACGACUGGGAAACAUGUUUAAUGAAGCGUAUACCGUAUUGAAAGACAAUUUCCAAUGGAGAUUCAAUACGCCCGCCGCACCAUUCCGAGGAGGCUUCUUUGAAUCGCUUAUAAAAUCCAUGAAGAAGGGAUUUUACAGUAUAAUGUGGAAAAAGGACAUUAAACCCACGAUGGUUCGACUUGUGCUUUAUCGAAUUCAAUCCUUAAUGAACGCCAGACCGUUAAUACAUGAUAAUUCAACCAUUGUCACACCGAAUCACCUGAUGUACGGAGCUAGCAGUAACGGAUCAUUGGCACCACCACGACGAGGGGUACAACCAAGUUGUUUAUUAAAGUAUUGGAGGGGAACGCAACGAUUGGUGGACGGUGCAUGGAAAACGUAUCGAGACAUAUAUCUCAAAAGCCUAAGAAAUUAUCAUCAGAAUAUCAAACAUUAUCAAUAUGUUCAAGUGGGUGAUGAGGUGCUAUUGGUGGACAAAGGAUUGCCUGUAUCAUUGUGGACCACCGGAAACAUUGUCGAAACAAUCCCGGACGCUCGUGGUGUAAUCCGAACUUAUCGAGUAAAGGCCGGCGACCGAAUAUUCGAACGACCAGCACAACGUUUGGCGCCACUGGAAGCCGCUUUCGAGAGGAGGGAGGAUAUGUAACGGAUUAUUUGAAGGGGUCCAUCAGCCGGAGAAAGACAGAGCUUGAACUGUCAUCAUCGGCUGACACAAACGCCAACAUAAAAGCGCAAGAAAAACGAUGGUGCAGUUUUAGAAUCGUUUUAUAUUCACCAUUGAUUUAAAGUGGUCUGGUCAUUUCUCACGUCGCACGUAUACUAUCGAAUCAAUAACAACGUUUUCCAAAAUCGUCUUCUGGUUUUAAUUUUUUGGUCAACAAUCAACCUUCAAUAAAUUAUUCUUCAACUCAUAUCACAAUUACUGACUUUAAUCUAUUACAAUUUUGUUCUUUUCUAUUCCAUCAAUAAAGUUUUCUUUUAAACAAACA